Messenger RNA from Nelumbo nucifera (sacred lotus), 719 nucleotides. NCBI's taxonomy places the organism in Eukaryota, Viridiplantae, Streptophyta, Magnoliopsida, Proteales, Nelumbonaceae. The record is from RefSeq and is a predicted model, not a curated record.
AUUUCACUCGCUCAAAUGGACCACACAAUCAUGGGCAGAAUCAUAUACCAAAUGAUUUUUCUGCUUCUACUUGGACUUUUGAUCUGCCAUCUGCUUAUGGUUGUAUGUUUGAGUAGUAUAUUAGACAGUUGGUAUGCCUCUGUAGAAAUUCUGCAAGAACAAGAAUCCUAUUAUUACCUUUCAAUCUACAUUAUAUGUCUUCCUCUGAUUCUGUUGCAGGUCACAUGUAUUCCUCCUGGUGCUUUGGUGGUAGCAUCCUCAGAGAAAACAGAAGUUGAGAUGUUUGCAGUAGGAGAUAAUGUUCUGGGUAUACAGUGCCAUCCAGAAUUUUCGAAGGAUGUCAUGAUGGAUAUAAUAAAUAGGCGCCUUUCUGGAAAUAUGAUUACUUCUGAGGUGGCAAAGGCAGCAAUUGAGAGCUUUGAGGGGAUCCAGCCUGAUCAAGAGCCACUAAAGGCAUUGUGCAAGGCAUUCCUGAAAGGACAUCCUGGAGUUGAAUAGCUGUUCUCAUCCUUCGUGGUUGUUGAAUUGAAUCCAGUUUCCUCACAUCACCACCUCAAUGCUUGUUUCUUCAAUAAACUAUUAUUUUCAAUCAAUAAGUACUAUUACUGUUAAUUGGAACCUCACAUUACCAUUAAAAAUAUGUUUGGAAUUUUGUAUUUGGCAAACUUAAUUCAUAUUUUCUAUAUUUUUAGGGCCCCUUUGAGAGGCUUAAGCAUUCA